This is a messenger RNA of Dacryopinax primogenitus, 1661 nucleotides long. RefSeq lists its product as uncharacterized. Bases 1 to 1062 code for a protein of 353 amino acids. Gene Ontology annotation, molecular function: DNA-binding transcription factor activity, RNA polymerase II-specific; RNA polymerase II cis-regulatory region sequence-specific DNA binding; zinc ion binding. Gene Ontology annotation, biological process: positive regulation of transcription from RNA polymerase II promoter by galactose. Gene Ontology annotation, cellular component: nucleus. Lineage: Eukaryota; Fungi; Basidiomycota; Dacrymycetes; Dacrymycetales; Dacrymycetaceae. The record is from RefSeq and is a predicted model, not a curated record. The transcript has 2 exons.
AUGGCAUCCUCCAACGCCAACACCACCAACAAUAACAACAACAACCACGGCAACCCCAACACAGCCAAUAACCCCCCUCCUCAACCUCCUCACCUCUCAGCACACUACCCUUUCCCUCCUCCAGGCGUAGGCGCUUAUCCUCCUCAUCCAGGAUGGUCAUUCCCCCCAGGAACAGAAGGCGCUUUCUACCCUUAUCCACUUCCUCAACCAGACCCAGCACAGGGUGGCGACCCCUCAAACCCACUCCCUCCACCACUACCACCAAUGCCCUACGGAAUACCCCCUUUCCCGCACUACUUCACCCCUGGAGCACCGGGUGACUACCCACCUACAACAGGAGCGAUGCGUUCCCCAGGCGGGGGAUCACAGAGACGCGCGAGCACGGGGCCGUAUGCCGAUGGGGAAGAGCGAGAACCUCGGAAAGCAGCGAAGAAGACUGACGUAGCUUGUGAUUUCUGUCGUCGCCGGAAAUUGAAAUGCGACGGCGAACGACCCUCCUGCGGCCAGUGUAUAACCCGCGAACUCGACUGCAGGUACGAGAUCGGCCCUCCCCGCCGACGCGGUCCAGGGAAGAAGAACCGAGCACUACUUAGCAUGUCCGAGGAGGAUCGGGAAGCCGAUCGGCGCGCAGUCGCUUCUACCAACCUGGCGGACGUAGCGAGUGGGGCGACGAUCCACCGGUCUGGUGCUGGUGCUCAUGCUGGGUCUGGCGCGGGGGCGGGGGCGGGAGCAGCGAGGACCGGACCGGGAAAAGGACGAGGCGGGUUAGAAGGGCCGACACCGUUGUAUGCCUAUGGACCUAUAGGGGCUUUCCCACCCCCUCCGCCGGGGUACGCGUACCCUCAUGUGCCCGGGGCAGCGUAUGGGUUCACACCUGGCUACCCGCCCCCGCCCCCGCCUGGAGGGAGAAGGUACCCUCCACCGGUACAGAGUCCGGAGAAGACGAACGGGAAGAAAGGGGGGAAGAAGGCUCAGGAUGCUCCUGCUGGUGGUGGUGGGGGUGGGGGUGGGGAGAGGGAGAGGGAUCAGCCGAACCCGGCGCCGGAAGAGCAGGAGACAUAGGCCGUUUUCUUUUCUGCUCUGGUCUGCUCUCACUUCCCUGGGCUGGGCUGGACUUGGGAUCAGGGACGGGCGUGGGGGUUCUUCUUCUGGUUAUAUUGAUGCGAGAGGUGGGGAGGGAACGAAAUUGAAAACGGAUCUGCAACCCUGGGCCCAAGGCCCGGGAGUGCAGACGCGUGCGAAUGAGGAUACGGAUAGGAAUGCGGAAAAUAUCAAACGAAAACGAAGGAAAAGGAAGUGGAUGGGGAAUGCAGAAAUGGACAAGGUAUCAGUACUCUUCUCUUUUACUCUUUUACUCUCUUUCCUGUUUCUUGCUCUUAGUCCUCUUACGCGUGUUCUUUUCUUCACUCUUCAUUCUUCACUUCAAUAUCAAUCUUCGGGCUGGGGGGCUUAGGCUACUAGCGUUGGGUACUAGUACAAUGCGUGUCAUGUUUGCGAAAAGGACGACCGUAUCCUACGAAUGAACGAACGAACGAUCAGCUUUCCUAUCUUUCCUAUCCUUCGUACGCCUGCGCCCUGCUUCUGAGGGUUCUCGGGUCGGUUUGGGUGAAAGGUUUUCCCGAGUUGUUCCGCUGAUCGGGGUGCGGGCCGCGGGAAGUAUG